Messenger RNA from Xenopus laevis (African clawed frog), 6150 nucleotides. RefSeq lists its product as uncharacterized. The transcript has 2 exons. NCBI's taxonomy places the organism in Eukaryota, Metazoa, Chordata, Amphibia, Anura, Pipidae. The coding region runs from base 1786 to 3363 and encodes 525 amino acids. The record is from RefSeq and is a predicted model, not a curated record.
ACGAGACCUGUAUAGGGGAGAGUGGGACUUAGGCAAGGGACCCCUUCCCCCAGGGCUUCAGGUAGGUGUCAUGCAGCUGGGGCUGUUUGCCACCCCAGCCCCCCUUUCCCUCCCCCUGGACACAGACAAAGGGAACAAAGGGAGAGAUACCUAGUGGCGGGAAAAAAGGGGGCGGGUUGGGGGAGGUAAAGGGGGCUGGUGCAGAGAAGGGACAGACGUUUAAGGACGAAACCAAGCCAGGAGCAGCAGACUAACUUUUGUUUUUUGUUUCAGGCAGAUCGCUAAGAGCUGUGCGGCAAGAAACUCACCAGGAAAUCUGCAGCUUGAAGAGAUCCGGUCAGCGCUGAGAUGGAGGCGAAUGCGGCCCAAGUGAUGGAAAUCGGAGCGACGAAGAGGAAAGCCCUGAUGCCCAGGAGGUUCCGGGAAGAGACUGAAGGCUCGGCAGAGGACAUCGCUAGGCCCAAGAAGAGGGUAAGUUGUUCCCUGCAGGUCAGGAGCCGGUCGGCGAGCGGUGGAUGCGGCAGAAGAGACGGCGUCGUCAGCGAAGAGGAGGAAGCAUCGCGAGAACGGGAACCGGAUCAAGAUGACGUCACUUCCGGAUCGACGAACAGCGCUGGACCGGCGGUGAAGAAAAGGAAGAAGUUUGGAGGCGCACAGAGGAUCGGGGAGCAGCACGGCAAGGAGUAUACAAGGAAGAGGCAAUGGUAUAACCAGAGGAUGCCUGGAUGGGCAAUGGGACAAGAGUUUCCAUAUUGGGAGAGUUAUCGGGUGCCGAGUCUCCAGUUUAGAAACAGGGAGGAAGAGGAGAGCUGGUUGCAGUGGAGGAGAGAAAGAACGCAAAGACAAGAGGAGGAGGCAGGCCCAUCAACAAGGAAGGAAAAAGAAGCCUAUCCAACAAAUACAAGGAUGCAGAAAGAGGAUACAAGCACACAGAGACCAGUCGUGGCAACCGCUGCAAGGGAGGCACCUAUGGGUGAGUUGAAUGUGCAACAUGACAUACCAAUUGAUUUGGAUUCUGAUUCAGAGGAUUCAGAUAGUGAGUCAGAAGGGGGUAAAAUGUUAGCCAUACUUAAGAAGUAUAAGUAGGUGGGGGUAUAGAAAAAAAUUCAAAAGAAACCACUCCGGUAAUGGUCCUAGCUGGGGCUGGGGAUACAUAUGCAUGCGCACUUACAGAGACUGCAGCACAUUUACCUAAGAAAGCGAGAAAGUCUAUAGAAGAGGGUAAAUUUGUGGAUAUUUACAGUUUAACUAGGGAAGCAGUUCAAGAAAAGGAAGAAGGGGUGAAACAGGAGGAAAAAGGGAGAAGGGGAAAAUCGAUAUUUGAUUGGUUGAAAGGGUUUUUGGUUUUCUCAAGCGUAUACCUAGUUAAAAAGCCGGAGCAGAGUUUGAAUAUCAUAAAAUACAUUGAUACAAUAAUUGACACAUAUCUGUUUUACAAGGGUACUUCAUGGUAUGAUAAUGACCAGGCUUUCAGGAAAAAGAUUGUAAAUAGUAAAAUGUUAUCUUUCGGGCAGAAGGACAUAGAUUUAUGGACAAGAUUGGUGUCUAAAGAGAGUAAUACAAGCUAUAAUGUGAACAAAGGGAGCUAUACGGUCAAACCAAGGAACGUGUGUUUCGCAUACAACGAGAGGAGAUGUAAUAGAGGGUAUGCAUGCAAAUUUAGGCAUGCAUGCUCUGCAUGUGGAUCUUCUCAUGUUGUAAGUGAAUGUAACAGGAAAAGGGAGACCCAAGCAAACAGGCAGCCCUUUCGAGGCGCUCAGCAAAAGAGCGGCAACGCCAGUGCAGAUGGGCAAACUAAGUGAGUCAUUACUUGGUUACCCAGAUAAAGAGGCAGCAGUAUUCUUAGCAAAGGGUUUUUUGGACGGUUUUAAGAUUCCUGUAGCGCAAACACCCCCCCCUAGUAAAAUCUAUAAAAAUUUAAAAUCAGCUGGCCAGCAUGAGGAUGUUUUAAAACAAAAAAUUGAAAAAGAAGUAAAAGCAGGUAGGAUGGCAGGGCCAUUUGAAGUCAUCCCCAUAGAGGGCCUGGUGGUAUCUCCACUAGGCGUAGUGCCCAAAAAAGAGCAAGGUAAAUUCAGGAUGAUACAGCACCUUUCAUAUCCAGUAGGGGCAUCAGUGAAUGAUGCACUAGAUAAAGAACAGUGCAAGGUGCAGUACCAGUCUUUCGACGAAGCUUUAGAAAUAGUAAAGGGACAGGGGGACAGGGCAUUGUUAGCAAAGGUGGACAUAGAGUCUGCAUUUAGGCUUUUACCUUUACACCCAGAGAGUUUUAAGUUGACCGGGUGUUAUUUUCAGGGAGCAUUUUUUGUGGAUUUAUGCUUACCUAUGGGAUGUGCAAUUUCAUGUUCAUAUUUUGAGAUGUUUAGCACAUUUUUGCAUUGGCUUAUAUGCCAAAGGUCGGGGAAUGCGGCCAUAGCCCACUACCUAGAUGAUUUUUUAAUCAUAGGGCCUAAACAAACAGGGAAAUGCCAGGAAACCUUGUUAAGAUUUUUACAGAUGCUAAAAGAGUUAGGUGUCCCAGUAGCGGACGAAAAGACAGUGCAGCCAACUACAAAGUUGACAUUUUUGGGAAUUGAGAUAGAUACAAAAGCCAGGAGGUGCAGGUUGCCAAGGGAUAAAGUAGAAAAAAGCAAGCAGGCAAUACAUAAUUUAAUGGGGACUAAAAAAGUAACGUUGAGAGAAAUGCAACAGGCUUUGGGGCUUCUGAACUUUGCAUGUAGAGUAAUUCCAAUGGGUCGGAUAUUUAAGAGAAGGUUGGAAAAGGCUACGACAGGGGUUAAAAAACCAUUCCACAAAAUAAGGAUAACUAAGGAGUUAAGAGCAGAUUUGGGUGUUUGGGAUAGUUUUUUGACAGAAUUUAACGGAAUAAGGUUAUGGUUAUCUGAGACAAAGAAUAACAGAGAAUUGGAAUUGUUAACAGAUGCGUCAGGUAGCAUUGGUUAUGGAGCUUACUUUGCAGGAAAGUGGUGCGCUGGAAGGUGGCCGCAAGCAUGGCGUGAGUUGGGUUUAACUAAGAAUUUGACUUUGCUAGAGUUAUUCCCCAUAGUAGUAGCACUAGAGCUAUGGGCAGGAGAUUUUAGGGAUAAAGCAAUUCGGUUCAUAUCAGACAAUAUGGGGGUGGUGUGUGCAGUUAAUAACUUAUCAUCGGAUUCAGCCCCAGUAAUCAAUCUAUUGAGACAGUUAGUUUUAAUUUGCAUGAGGUUUAACAUCUCAUUCAGAGCGCAGCACAUCCCAGGUGUAGAAAACACAUUGGCUGACGCAUUGUCAAGGGAAAAAUGGGAUCUUUUCUUUAAAUUGGCACCCAACGCAGCAAAAACACCUCAUAAUUGCCCUGAUAAUUUAUGGCAGUUGGUGAACCUCUCUUAGAAGAGCUGUACGGGAAAUCUGUAUCCGAGAGAACUCUUGCCGCAUACAAAAAGGCAUGGAAAAGAUGGCAACUAUUCUGCGAAAGCGGUAAGAGGGAGGGCAGCACUAAGGAUUUGUUGUCAUUUUUGGCGUUAAUGUAUAGGGAGGGAAAAUCAAAAGCAGGCGCCAGCGCCACGCUAGCGGCGAUUUCCCAUUUUUCAGUAGCAGAAGGUAGACCUGAGAUAGUACGCAGCCCAGUAAUUAGGAAAGUUAUAAAAGGAUGGGCAAGAGCGGAGGGCCCUAGAGUAGAUGAGAGAGAACCAAUAGUGGAGAGCAGGCUGGCUUUGGUCAUAAGGGCAUUAAAAAAGGUCUGUUUUGAUCAAUUUGAAUAUAUGCUGUUCAGGGCAGCAUUCACAUUAGCAUUUGGGGGGGCAUUGCGGUUAAGUGAAUUGGUUCCCCCAUCAAAAAAGGCAGCAGGGAAAGGUUUAAUGGACAGGCACGUAGUUAUACAAGAAGGGAAAGCUUUGGUCUAUGUUAGUAGAUCUAAAACCGAUCAGGAAGGGAAAGGGAGGUGGAUAGGUAUAGAGGCCACAGGUAAAAUAACAUGUGCGGUCAAGGCACUGGCGAAUUAUAGGACAGUCCGGCCCGGGGGUGGGCAGCUGCUACUACUGCACAAAGAUUCAUCCCCCCUUUCUGCUUUCCAGUUUAGCCAGGUGCUGAAGAAGGCAGUAAUAGUCAAUGGUUGGGACCCAAAGAAAUUUAGUUCACAUUCUUUCAGAAUAGGUGCAGCAACGGAGGCAGCAAUGAGGGGGGAGUGUAUAGAGAAGAUAAAAAAGAUGGGGAGAUGGAAAUCAGAGGCAUAUAGGAAGUAUAUACGGCCCGUGGAAAGAAUGAAAAAUGGAAGCUAACCUUGCAUAUGUAUUUACUUCGCAGCAAGGUGUGGAUCUGCUGUCAACAUAUUGGUCAUAGGGCACUCAUUUAUUUUUUGGGCCGAAAAGCAUGCAGCAGGGCAACAGCUGGGGUUACCAAAGGAACACAUGAAGUUGGCAUGGCAGGGUUGGAGAGGUAUGAGAUGGGAGCAGCUAAAAGGUAGGUUCUAUAACGCGCUCCAUCGAGUUAAUUUCGUGCAUUUAGUUAUAAUUCAUACAGGGGGAAACGAUCUCACGUCAAAAAAGACUCCAGCACUCAUAGAGAACAUGAGGGCCGACUUGUCGGAGAUGCUGGAAAACAGGAAGGUCGGGGGGUUAGCUUGGUCAGACAUUAUACAGAGGAGCAAUUGGAGGGGGGCAAUUUCACCCAAAGGCGUGGAGAAAGCUAGAAAGAAAGUGAACCGGGCCAUGCAUAAAUUCAUGUGUUCCUUUGGAAAAGGUAUCAUAAGGCACGACAACAUAAGAAGUAAGCAACACCAGUUCUUUAGGGAAGAUGGAGUUCAUCUGUCAAGUGAAGGUUUGGAUCUGUUUUUAGGGAACAUCGGGUCAUUUAUUCAGGAGUGGUGGAAGUCACAGGAGGUAUAGGUGGGCCAUGGAAAAGGACAAGGUGGUACCCCUCCCCCCUUUUCCAUUGGGUGGCGGCAGUGCGGCUCCAGGAGAAAAGACGGUUACAGUGCAGGCCUACCCUUUGGAGAGUCACUAGUGUGGAGCAGACUUUGACUGCACGGUCUUGUCUGAGUCGUGCAAGGGGCUGGGGUUAGCGCCAGUUAUGCACACGGUUGGGAGCAGGAGGAUGGGCGACUGAUUGGUCACAGAGGGCGCUUGGCCCCAUGAUCCCUGCUCCCUAUGGUGGUCUAUUACGGUGUGGGCACAAUGCCCAGGUUGGUGAUAGGAGCCGCAGCUGGGGGUCAGGGGGUACCUAGUCCUUUUUAGCAAAAAGUAAUAAAUAAAGAAAGUGACUUCCACACAUAUUUUGCACAAAUUAAGUCUCUGUGUCAUUCUUGAGGGGGAUGUGAGAUGCCCCAGGGGAUAGGGGUAUCCUUGGCCUAGAGGGAACGAGACCUGUAUAGGGGAGAGUGGGACUUAGGCAAGGGACCCCUUCCCCAGGGCUUCAGGUAGGUGUCAUGCAGCUGGGGCUGUUUGCCACCCCAGCCCCCCUUUCCCUCCCCCUGGACACAGACAAAGGGAACAAAGGGAGAGAUACCUAGUGGCGGGAAAAAAGGGGGCGGGUUGGGGGAGGUAAAGGGGGCUGGUGCAGAGAAGGGACAGACGUUUAAGGACGAAACCAAGCCAGGAGCAGCAGACUAACUUUUGUUUUUUGUUUCCCACCCUCCCACCCUGUAGGUGGAUGGAGGCUAAGAAGGUGCUCCAGGGUCUUCGGACCGAUCGCCUAGACGGGGUCAGGAAGGAAUUUUCCCCUACGGUGCCAAUUGGAAACACACACCGAAGGGUUUUUUCGCCUUCCUCUGGAGCAUUAUUAUAUGUGAAGUCAAAGGUACUCCCUGAAAUCAGCUGCGGCUACAAAUGUGUGGGGGUCAGCGGCAGUGCGGCUCCAGGAGAAAAGACGGUUACAGUGCAGGCCUACCCUUUGGAGAGUCACUAGUGUGGAGCAGACUUUGACUGCACGGUCUUGUCUGAGUCAUGCAAGGGGCUGGGGUUAGCGCCAGUUAUGCACACGGUUGGGAGCAGGAGGAUGGGCGACUGAUUGGUCACAGAGGGCGCUUGGCCCCAUGAUCCCUGCUCCCUAUGGUGGUCUAUUACGGUGUGGGCACAAUGCCCAGGUUGGUGAUAGGAGCCGCAGCUGGGGGUCAGGGGGUACCUAGUCCUUUUUAGCAAAAAGUAAUAAAUAAAGAAAGUGACUUCCACACAUAUUUUGCAC